UGGGACUGAAAAAGAGCAGAGCAGGUCGCCCAGUGUGGUGCCUCUCAUCUUUUGUGUGCUGGUUUCCCCGUGCCAGCUUUCUGCUGUCACAUUAGUGCAUGUCAAAUGCAGGAGAUCACAUGCAAAUGUACUCUUGGACUUUUAGCUUUUUAGCUUGCUUCCUUUGCGAACAGGGAGUACUUUUUGGUCUUUCAAACUGAUUCGGUAAGUGUCAUCAUGUUUGUCUUGCUUUGCUAAGUGUCUCUCUGGGAUGUUUUGGAACAAUUAUUCACACCUGCUGCAAUGGGUAAGUGGGAGCAAGAAUCCUUCAUCAUCUAAUGAACCGUUGGCAGACCCUCACCACUGAAUAUUUCCCUUUGGUCAGAGGAAUAGGAUAUAUGUAUGUAUGAACUGUGUGUGAUUGUGUAUUUUGUGUGGGUAUCUGUCAGACGAUCAGUGUGAGUGGUCAGCCUGUUACUGGUCAAAGUUCACGGUCAUCAAUGGUUGAGGUGGACGGCUCUCCAUCUGGUGGGGACUCGGCCUCUGAGGGUCAGGGCUAAAAAGUGUCUGCAAGUGUGGAGCUUGUCUUCAGAAGUUUAGUUUGUGUGUGACAGAACAAGUGUGUGAAUCACAUGUCCAUGUGUGAGGUCUAAAGGCCUCUUCAGUUUACAGUGUGUUUAGAGGCAAAUUUAGCCCUAGGCUCUACUGAAUGCUCCAAUCACACACAACAAUACCUGUCAAGCCAUUUGACCAUUGACAAAAACACUGCACUUCUCUCUCUCUCUGGCAGGUAGAUCUUUGGUGCUGCAGCUGCAUGUCAUGAAUUGAAUGAAAGCAGGCACUUGAGCAACUGUGUGCAGCCAGGAAAAAGGUGAAAAAGACCAUUAAUCCUUUCCACGAUCAUUGCACUAGCAUUCCCCAAUUGCAUCCAGCUUAGUAAUAAAAUGAAUCAGUGAUCAAAUUAAUUUUAGCUCUUAAAAGCUGUAUCCUUUGCUCAACGCAGCACGUUUGGUUGCACACAGUACAUCUAAUUUAUAAAUCUUGUUUUUUUUUUUUUUUUUGGUAUCACCUUCAUGCUUUGUAAAGAUGUUUUUCAUUUGUAUUCUUUACAUUUAAGUUUUAAUAUUUAGCAAGACCUGGAACAGGUAAAUAUAAUCAAAUCUUAUCUGGGAAAGCCAUUAAGAUUUUAAUUCCAGUUUGAUAAUAUGCAUAUUUUUGUCAGAUUAAUAAUCCUAAAUAUAUCCUUUUUUUGGUAAUUGUAAAAAAUUGGUUAAUCAUAACAUCUCUGUCUCCAUUCCGCCCACUUUAUCCCUCAAUUCUCCCUCUCUCUCACUCUCUGGCUGUCACUACAGCACAAUGUAGGAGCAUUAGUAUGCUAAUGAGGUGCAGGGCGACAGGUGGCCCGCUAGACAGCUCAAUUAAGCAGCUCGUUAAAGGCCAAGCUAACGAAGCGGCCUGCACUGCAAGCCUUAACAAACAAUGUGACUGUGCAGGCUACAAAUUGGUUUCCUCAGUACUUUCCCUGCCUGCCGUUGGUUGGAAAACAGAUGGUUCUUCCACAGUGUUGCUGUGUCAGGCUGAUCAGGAUGCAGAAUAAUGUUUCAAUAGCACCACAAGGUCAAAAAGAAAUCAAGUCAUACAGGUUUUGGAACGCCUUGAGGGUGAAAUGUAAUUGAAUGUGCCAAGAAGAGCAGAUGGGUUGGUGAGAGAAGAGAAUAAAGGAAAAGUUGCUGCAAAAGAGCCCUGAGAAGUGUAUAAUUUUGGGCGUACCAUGGUACAGUGCCCCUUAGAGUAACCUGGAAUAAACUGGUGAUAAUUCAUGGCUCAUUCCUUUGAAAGACCAGCAACUAACAACUUUCCUGUUCCAGAUCUGAGGUUUAACCACCACACCAUUAAUGCCAUCAUUUUUGUUUGAUAUUUUAAAUCAGUUCUUAGAGAUUAUUGAUGUCCAACUUUAUUAAAUCAAUGUUGUUUUUAAUGUAAUUUUGAUGGGAAUUGGAGGAAAAGAAGGGCAAUUUAAGGAAAUUCAGAACAAAGCAUGGAAGCUUAAAAAAGAAGAAUGGAAAGGAAGAUCAUUCUAAGUUUGCAGAUCCUCUUCAAAGUACUUCAGAUGACAAGGGACCCCUCUUAAAAACACAAGCCUGAACUCUUCAGUUUAAGAGCCCUGCUGCUUCCAGCAGAAUAUCCACAGGAAGUGCCACACAUUCUUUGAAGAUGUUCAGGUUUUUGGUGAACAAUCAGUGUGAAGCUGACAUAAAUGAUCUCGACCCCUGGCUGCUGUGAAAGUUCGGGAUGGAGAGAUGCAUACCUCCUAAAGAAUCCGGGCAGAGACAAUAGAACAGCGCACAGGCACUUGGGGAACAGAAGGGUGACACAGAGGGCAGCUCUCACCACAACAACUCUCCUCCUUUGAAAACAAAACCCCAACCUGUUACUGCUUCAGCCUGCCUGUGGGAGGGGAUGCUCGUAAUAAAGCUGCCAGCCCCCUCGUUAGACAUCAUGAGGUUGGAGGGAAGAUUAGCAGGAUUAAGACUGGCUCACAUAUGCUGCUCUUCACUAUUGGCAUUCAACACAACAUAAGCCCAACUGCCACCCAGACGGGGAGAGAAAGAGAGAUGUAGAGGAUUUUCGGACCCCCACCCACUGGAGCUCAUUGGUUCUUGACGGGCUGUCGGAAAAGCGUUGACAUUGUCCCGGUGACUUGCCCCCGGGUGAUGGGGAGGAGGGACCUACUAUAAAAUACCCCUCGUCACUCUCGGGCGUGCCAAACACAAACAGUGCACGAGUGAACUGGAAUAACGAGUGAGUUCUGCAAAGCUGCACAUUAACACGCGCGUGCACCUGCUACCGGAAUAUUGACAUCUGCGAGAAGCUGAGAGCGCACUGAACAUCAUGGACUCCGACACGAGCCGAGUGUCCAGUAGACCUUCCUCUCCUGAAGGCGAUGAUCUUUUCCUGUCCGCAGUCAAGAAGUCCGUGGGUUUCUCCGGCGCCGUCUCCUCCACACAGAGCGAUUCUCCUCCGGAGUUAAGAGGCGCAGAUCUGCGUGGCGUCUCCAGCGCCGAUGAGGACGCAGUGGCUCUGAAGUUGCUCUCCAAAAAGGACCGUAAACUUCUAUCCGAGACCGAACUGCAGAGUAUGCGCCUCAAGAUCAACAGCCGCGAGAGGAAGCGCAUGCACGACCUCAACAUCGCCAUGGACGGUCUCCGGGAGGUCAUGCCCUACGCUCACGGGCCAUCCGUGCGCAAGCUCUCCAAAAUAGCCACCCUGCUGCUCGCGCGCAAUUAUAUCCUUAUGCUGAGCAACUCGCUGGAGGAGAUGAAACGGCUCGUGAGCGAGAUCUACGGCGGAGGGAGCGGGGCCCAUCACGCCGGUUUCCACCCGUCCGGUUGUGGCACCCUUACGCACGCGGCGGCCGCUCCUUUACCGGGUCACCCUGCUGCUGUCUCGCAUUCCUCUCACCCGGUACAUCAUCCUCUGCUACCACCAGCAGUCUCCACUGCCGCAUCUCUCUCCGGCCCGGGUCUGUCAGCCGUCAGGCCGCAUCAUGGACUCCUCAAGGCACCAUCGGCCACAGGGCCACUCGGCGCUGGUUUCCAGCACUGGGGUGCUGGGAUCCCGUGUCCGUGUAGCAUGUGCCAGGUGCCUCCGCCUCAUGUGUCCGGUAUGAGCACCGUCAGCAUGCCACGACUGACCAGUGACUCAAAAUAAAGUACUGAACUUUGAUAAAAGAACUCUGAGAAGGAACCAUAGACUUAUAUAUAUAUAUAUAAAACUGUAUUAUCUCGUGUUUAUCAGUUUAUGACUGAACAAUUUGGAAAGCACAAAUAGAUCUGAAGCGAAGAAGAAUGGAUCAAAGCCACUAACAUAGAGUUUUCUAACACUUUAGAGAUAUUAGGGUUUACUAUCCAUGUGCAUUUCUGUGUAUGAAGUUUGUGAAAAUAGCAUACCUUACUCUUUUUAGCCUUCAAUCCUGAGACUGCGACGAAAGAUAAGAAUAAAAUAAAUCCGGCCAAUUUAUGCUUCAGUUAAAGAGGGCUAAAUAGUUUAAUGGGCUAUUAAACGAAAUUAUACAUUAAAAAGUCCUAUGGUUUUGAAAAACAUAAUAGGACUGUAUACUGUGUAAAUAUGUAGAUAGCGAUUGUACAGUUUGAGAGAUUUUAUAUUACCUUCAGUUUAUAGGCUAUUUGGGGUCAGAAUUCAUUUGCCAAGCGCUGUCUGUAACAGGAAAGAUGCACCUCUCUCUCUCGCUCUUUCUCUCUCUCUCUCUAUUUCUCCCUCACUCUGCCUUUAGUUUUCUGGCUUUCCAUCUUUGUUAUUUUUAUUUCUUCUUUCUGCACAAGCUUACCCGUCAUUGCCGAUGCGAAGAAUGAUCAACUUUUAUUUUUUAUAAUAAAGUGCAAAAUGAUAUUUAUUUACUUAUUUUGAUGGUAUUUUCAAAUUAAUGUGCUGUGAAUGUUUGAGUCAUAACUGUAAAAUAAAUGUUUUAAAAUGA
This is a messenger RNA of Megalobrama amblycephala (Wuchang bream), 4474 nucleotides long. It is a transcript of the gene olig2, whose product is annotated as oligodendrocyte lineage transcription factor 2. NCBI's taxonomy places the organism in Eukaryota, Metazoa, Chordata, Actinopteri, Cypriniformes, Xenocyprididae. Bases 2872 to 3690 code for a protein of 272 amino acids. The record is from RefSeq and is a predicted model, not a curated record. Gene Ontology annotation, molecular function: protein dimerization activity; DNA-binding transcription factor activity. Gene Ontology annotation, biological process: oligodendrocyte cell fate specification; neuron differentiation; oligodendrocyte differentiation. The transcript is spliced from 10 exons.